This is a messenger RNA of Lucilia cuprina (Australian sheep blowfly), 1282 nucleotides long. RefSeq lists its product as uncharacterized. The record is from RefSeq and is a predicted model, not a curated record. Bases 6 to 1049 code for a protein of 347 amino acids. Gene Ontology annotation, cellular component: extracellular region. The transcript is spliced from 2 exons. Lineage: Eukaryota; Metazoa; Arthropoda; Insecta; Diptera; Calliphoridae.
UCGUAAUGGUUUUAAAUAUUUCUAAAGUAUUGUUUUUCUUAAUUACUACACAAUUCGUUUUAAAUAGAGCUUGGCUAUUGGCUCAUACUGGUCUAAAUGAAUCGUAUCGUGUUCUACAUUUAUCAAACCACUUUACGCGUGUUUUUCUUAGUAUAACCGUAAAAAGUCAAACAUUUCCAACUCUUAUUGAGACACAAUGGCCAAAAUCUUAUUUACCUAGUAUAACGCCCAAAAUAUAUCCACAUCGUUUUCUUCACGCCAAUGGAGAUCAUUCAGAUUGUAGUUUGCUACAGCAGGCACUUUGGUCUCAAGUAGAUUCUUUGUCACGUUUGUGGGUAAUGGAUAUAGGAUGGCCAGGUGCUGUCAACUCAGAUGAGAAUAAAUGUAAUCCCAAGUUAAUGGUUUUUGAUUUAUUAAGGAAUGGCAUAGAGGUUCUUCACAUAGACUGUGGCAAAUACAUACGACCCAAUGCUUCUGAAUUAUUAGACAUUGAGCUAGGACCCCGUAUUACCUCAUGCGGCAAUGAAAAAUUCAUUUAUUUCAUCAUAGCCAAUGAUCCUCAUCUCUUGGCCUAUGACAUUUUGGAACAAAAAUGGCAUUAUCGACAACUGAGAAGUAAAAAAUAUUGCACAAUCAGUGAAUAUUUACCCAUUAAACCGCAAGAUAUAGCAUUUGGUAAUAAAGGUGAAAUUCUUAUAUCUGAUGAUGAUGGCAAUUUAUAUUCGGCUGCUAAUGAAAUGAAUCGUAUAGCGAAAAAAUCCAAUUACACUGCUACAGACUCCAUAAUUAAUAUGACUUUAAUGGGUUCGUUAUUGGGUAGAACACGCGGUAUGAUGGUUGAUCCUUAUGGUGCUUUAUUUUAUGUGGUAACUAAAUUUGGUGCUGUAGUUAGAUGUGUCUAUAAACAUAAUAUGACGGCAGAGGAUAGUGAAAUUAUACACAUGACAUCGAAAAAUAUUCAACAGAUUUUCUUUGGUACUGAGGGCUCUGUUUGGCUGUUGUCGGAGAAAUGGUUGAGACCGUAUGAUAAAUGUUUUUCGGGUUAUUAGUUGAUUUCGAAAAUGAGGAUAGUUUAGAGCGAAGAGUAAAUUGUAGUUUUGACUAUAUUACUAUAUACUAGAUAAUUGCUUGAACUAUAAUCCAGAUUAUACUAUAGUCCUGUCUGUAGGCUAGACUAUAGUGGAGACUUUUGACUAGACUAUAGUAAAGACUAUAGAAUAGAUUGUAGACUAGACUUUAAUCCAGACUUUAGACUAAAUAAUAGUUCAGAUUUAAGUCGAUA